Spodoptera exigua (beet armyworm) is the source of this 3782-nucleotide messenger RNA. Lineage: Eukaryota; Metazoa; Arthropoda; Insecta; Lepidoptera; Noctuidae. The record is from the annotation of a GenBank genome assembly.
AUGCCGUUAAGUUGGGAGAAUGAAAAACAGAAACUGGCAACACUGAUAAGACGAAAAAAUAUGGCGUCAUUUGGCGAGCGUCCGUUCUCGUGCGAGGAGUGCGGCGCGAGGUUCACUCAGCGCUCGAACCUGCACUCCCACCGCCGCGCCACGCACUACAACGACACCAGGCACCACUGUACCCUCUGUCCCAAGAAGUUCAAGCGGAGGAGGUUACUAGAGUACCACAUAAAGGCGACGCACACGGGCGAGCGUCCCCUGAAGUGCAACGUGUGCCAACUGUCCUUCGUGUACCCCGAGCAUUACAAGAAACAUGUCCGCAUACACUCCGGGGAGAGGCCCUACGUCUGCGAGAUUUGCGGCAAAUCGUUCAACUCUCGCGACAACCGAAACACGCAUCGCUUCGUGCACAGCGACAAGAAACCUUACGAGUGCGUCGCCUGCGGGGCUGGGUACAUGAGGAAACAACUGCUCUACGCCCAUAUGAAUACCAGCGGAACUAGUUCGCAUGCUACGGAUAUAACUGACCUAGACGCAAAAACCAGUAAAUUUGAUGCGAUAUUCGAGGCACAGACUGAAUUGGAGGCUAGCAUCAAGUCCGUGAAAUCAGAAGCGGACGUGAAUUUAGAAGAUGCCAAAUUCUAUAUUACUGAAGAUAAGAAAUUAAUAUUGCAGGAUAGUGAUAAAACGACAUUGAAUUUAAUACAAGAAGGAGACGAGUCUACGCUUUUAACUAUACAUAACAUAGGAGAGAGGGCCGACGCGACAAUUUUAGAAGCUGUCAAUGCUGACCAAUUGUCUGAACAGACUGAAAUCGUAGCUAAUGAUGAGAAUGGAGGCAUGGUGCGACUGAUCCAAAUCAAAUUACCUGACGGCGAGCGUCCGUUCUCGUGCGAGGAGUGCGGCGCGAGGUUCACUCAGCGCUCGAACCUGCACUCCCACCGCCGCGCCACGCACUACAACGACACCAGGCACCACUGUACCCUCUGUCCCAAGAAGUUCAAGCGGAGGAGGUUACUAGAGUACCACAUAAAGGCGACGCACACGGGCGAGCGUCCCCUGAAGUGCAACGUGUGCCAACUGUCCUUCGUGUACCCCGAGCAUUACAAGAAACAUGUCCGCAUACACUCCGGGGAGAGGCCCUACGUCUGCGAGAUUUGCGGCAAAUCGUUCAACUCUCGCGACAACCGAAACACGCACCGCUUCGUGCACAGCGACAAGAAACCUUACGAGUGCGUCGCCUGCGGGGCUGGGUACAUGAGGAAACAACUGCUCUACGCCCAUAUGAAUACCAGCGGUCACCUGGCGGAGUCCAUCGUUGUCAAUCAACCUAGAGUCAUCAAAGUUACGGAAAAUGGAACUAGUUCGCAUGCUACGGAUAUAACUGACCUAGACACAAAAACCAGUAAAUUUGAUGCGAUAUUCGAGGCACAGACUGAAUUGGAGGCUAGCAUCAAGUCCGUGAAAUCAGAAGCUGACGUGAAUUUAGAAGAUGCCAAAUUCUAUAUUACUGAAGAUAAGAAAUUAAUAUUGCAGGAUAGUGAUAACAUAGGAGAGAGGGCCGACGCGACAAUUUUAGAAGCUGUCAAUGCUGACCAAUUGUCUGAACAGACUGAAAUCGUAGCUAAUGAUGAGAAUGGAGGCAUGGUGCGACUGAUCCAAAUCAAAUUACCUGACGAAAGUAAAAGUCUGUUGGCGCUAGAUCUGGUUCGACCUCGUCCGUUUAAAUGCAAUCAAUGCGGCAAAUCGUUCCUCACACAACAAAACCUCAAUCAACAUGAAAAGACUCAUUCCGGAAUCAAAGAUUUCAUCUGUAAUAUAUGCAGCGAGCGUCCGUUCUCGUGCGAGGAGUGCGGCGCGAGGUUCACUCAGCGCUCGAACCUGCACUCCCACCGCCGCGCCACGCACUACAACGACACCAGGCACCACUGUACCCUCUGUCCCAAGAAGUUCAAGCGGAGGAGGUUACUAGAGUACCACAUAAAGGCGACGCACACGGGCGAGCGUCCCCUGAAGUGCAACGUGUGCCAACUGUCCUUCGUGUACCCCGAGCAUUACAAGAAACAUGUCCGCAUACACUCCGGGGAGAGGCCCUACGUCUGCGAGAUUUGCGGCAAAUCGUUCAACUCUCGCGACAACCGAAACACGCACCGCUUCGUGCACAGCGACAAGAAACCUUACGAGUGCGUCGCCUGCGGGGCUGGGUACAUGAGGAAACAACUGCUCUACGCCCAUAUGAAUACCAGCGGAACUAGUUCGCAUGCAACGGAUAUAACUGACCUAGACACAAAAACCAGUAAAUUUGAUGCGAUAUUCGAGGCACAGACUGAAUUGGAGGCUAGCAUCAAGUCCGUGAAAUCAGAAGCUGACGUGAAUUUAGAAGAUGCCAAAUUCUAUAUUACUGAAGAUAAGAAAUUAAUAUUGCAGGAUAGUGAUAAAACGACAUUGAAUUUAAUACAAGAAGGAGACGAGUCUACGCUUUUAACUAUACAUAACAUAGGAGAGAGGGCCGACGCGACAAUUUUAGAAGCUGUCAAUGCUGACCAAUUGUCUGAACAGACUGAAAUCGUAGCUAAUGAUGAGAAUGGAGGCAUGGUGCGACUGAUCCAAAUCAAAUUACCUGACGGUAACAACGGAUGGGUGGCAAUCAAUCGCUGAAACAUUUCUGCCGGGCUAAGGACUCUGCCAAACACCGGUCAAUGGGAACUGUUAAUUUAUAUUUUAAUGCCCAUCUUUACAUACGUCUUUACGUCUACAUAAUCACAUAAUUUCGUCUAUGUAUUUGUCCUAUCUAACUGACGGACUAAAUAGAUAGAUAUUUUAUUUUAAUAUCCUGUUGUCCCCUAGUAUAAGCCGAAUUAUAGACAAAAAUAUCUGUGCUUUAGUCUGUCUAAAUCUCUAAAACGGCCGAACUGACAUACUUAAGGUUAGUUUUUAAAUAUACGUGGAACUCUAGGGAAGGUUUAAAGCAGUGAGAAAUUAUGAAAAUGUGAGUAAAAUAAUAAAAACGCGUGUUUCCGUCGCAGUACGCCAGCGUGAUACAACCACAGCGUUGUGUUUUGCCGUGUGAUUGAUGUUACUAGAGGCCCCAAUCCUUCCCCUCCCCCUAUCCCCAAUCCUCAAAUCCCUACCACAAAAAGCCGGCAACGCACUUGUAAGUGUCUUCCUUCUUCAUAUUCGGCGUAUAUUGCUUACCAUCAGGUAUUCCGUCUGCUCGUUUGCCGACCUAUACCAUAAAAAAGACUUAUUUGCAUAAGUUAUCUAUACUGUCUAUUAUAUUUAUAAAUCAAUUGGAACCUUUUUAAGGGGACGAAAUCAUCUUAACUCUUCCCCCGCCUGGGGUGGGGUAAGAGGCAGUGUCAGACUCUUACUGACUAAAAACCAUCUCAACCUGGGUGGGAGAAGUCAUUUAAUAAUUUUUCAAUAGAAAGAUUAUUGAAAUGGGUCUGUUCUUGUGCUCUUCAAUGGCGCUAGACUAGCCAGGGAUUGGUCCAAACACUAGUUGACAGAAGAAAUCGUAUAACAAUAGCUGAUUCUCUAUUGGGCGAAUUAAAGACAGCGCCAUCUGUUGAGCAAAAAAUACAGUAGCAGCCAAACCCGUUAUGGACCUAUUCUGGUCUAUCUAUUUAGUAAUUAACUAAAUGUAAACAAUGUUAGCAUGGCUUUUUAUCUAAACGUUGUUUGUAAAAAUGUUUAAUUGUAAACAAUCAGGUAUUUACCUAACUGGAUGCUAGCUUAUAAACUAAAUUUAAAUAAUCUAUGUAUGUAUUUCAUACGAGCUC